This is a messenger RNA of Alternaria conjuncta, 1440 nucleotides long. RefSeq lists its product as uncharacterized. Bases 1 to 1440 code for a protein of 479 amino acids. Gene Ontology annotation, molecular function: metallocarboxypeptidase activity; zinc ion binding. Lineage: Eukaryota; Fungi; Ascomycota; Dothideomycetes; Pleosporales; Pleosporaceae. Gene Ontology annotation, biological process: proteolysis. The record is from RefSeq and is a predicted model, not a curated record. The transcript has a single exon.
AUGAAGUACGCGCUUGCCGCAGCUCUGAUACUCCAGAGCACUACCGUACUCGGUAGCCUUCUGCCUGUUCAUUUCAACGCACCUUCUCCAGCACACUUUCUCGACAUCGUCAACAAUGGCACAUACGAUCUUGGCUGCAGACCCAAGGCGGUGCCAUCGAAAGAAGGUCAUUUCGAGCUCCACGCCCUGCUGACCGAGGACCAAAUCGCGUACCUUUCCAAAGAGUACGAGAACCAUGCAGAGAUCAGCCUACACCGUCGUGACCUCAGCAAGAGGGCUGCCACCGCACCGAUCGGCACUGGCGACCGUUGGUCGGGCGGUUCUGUCACACCGUCUGGUCUUGGCACCAAGGCUACGGGAUCGACCAUGAGCAGCAUCAUGAAUCCCACCGAGAUCAACUCUGCCAUCAAGGGACUCGUCAACGGAUACGGUAUCAGCACCGUCACUCUGCCAUACAAGACCUUCAAUGGCGCUACCCAAACCGCCGGAUACGUUGGCGCCGGCACAGACAAGUCCAAGUACCGCCUCUAUCUCUCCGCUGGAAUGCACGCACGCGAACGCGGAGGCCCUGAUCAGCUCAUCUACUGGAUCUCAGAUCUCCUCGCCGCGAACAAGGCUGGAAGCGGUCUGAAGUACGGUAGCAAAUCAUACACCAAUGCUCAAGUCAAGAGCGUCCUUGCCGCCGGUAUCGUCUUCUUCCCACUCGUCAACCCAGACGGUGUUGCAUACGACCAGUCUUCCGGAUCACUAUGGCGCAAGAACCGCAACACGCGGUCCGGCACUAGCGGUGCCUCCGUCGGUGUAGACAUCAACCGCAACUUUGACUUCCUCUGGAACUUCAAGAAGUACUUCGACCCCUCCACAUCCCCUGCAUCCACCUCGCCAAGCUCAGAGGCCUUUUACGGUUCAGCUGCUGCAUCAGAGUCUGAGACCAAGAACCACGUCAGCGUCUACGACUCAUUCCCGAAGAUCAGGUGGUUCAUGGACAUUCACUCCGCUACCGGCGACAUCCUGUACAACUGGGGUGACGAUGAGCUUCAGAGCACCAGCACCACCAUGAACUUCCUCAACAGCGCGUAUGAUGGAAAGAGAGGUCGUCUUGGAGACUCCACGUACAAGGAGUACAUUCCCUCGGCUGAUGCGACAAACAUCAAGAACGUUGCUGCCAAGACGGCGGCUGCGAUGCGAGCAGUCGGUGGCCGUGACUACACAUCCAUGCAGUCUGUCGGCCUCUACGCUACCUCUGGUGCUUCAGACGACUACGCCGCUAGCCGCACAUACGCCAAGUCUGGUGCGAACAAGAUUCACGGCUUCACCAUGGAGUUCGGGUACAGCACCAACUUCUACCCCACUCUGCCCGAGUUCAACACCAACAUCCUUGACACCAACGCCGGUUUCAUGGACUGGGCGCUUGCCGCGAUCGCCGCCGGCCUUGACUAG